Messenger RNA from Schizosaccharomyces octosporus yFS286, 561 nucleotides. RefSeq names its product 60S ribosomal protein L22. Gene Ontology annotation, biological process: cytoplasmic translation. Lineage: Eukaryota; Fungi; Ascomycota; Schizosaccharomycetes; Schizosaccharomycetales; Schizosaccharomycetaceae. The transcript has 3 exons. The record is from RefSeq and is a predicted model, not a curated record. Gene Ontology annotation, molecular function: RNA binding; structural constituent of ribosome. Gene Ontology annotation, cellular component: ribosome. Bases 84 to 440 code for a protein of 118 amino acids.
GGUUUUUCUUUUACACAAAUUUGGCAACUGGCUUUUGCGACAUUCAUCCUCCACCACCUCAACACUCGUAGGAAGAAGUCAUCAUGGUUAAAAAAGCAGCAAAGGUUAGCAACAAGUACGUUAUCGACGCUACUGCUGCCGUCAAUGACAAGAUCUUUGAUAUCUCCGCUUUCGAAAAGUACUUGAUCGACCGCAUCAAGGUUGAUGGCAAGACUGGUAACUUGGGCUCUUCCGUCGUUGUUUCUCGUGAAGGCUCCAGCAAGGUUGCUGUCAUUGCUCACAUUGACUUCUCUGGACGUUACUUGAAGUACUUGACCAAGAAGUUCUUGAAGAAGCACUCUCUCCGUGAUUGGCUUCGUGUCGUUUCCACCAAGAAGGGUGUCUACGAGUUGCGUUACUACAACGUCGUUGUUGGCAACGACGAAGAGGAGCAGCAAUAAAUUCAGAGCUAGAGAUGGCUUGUUUAUUUCAUACAAACAAAAAAUGGAAUAGCAAUUCCUGGGCUUAACCGGUUAAUGAGUGACUUUUGUAAAUUAAUGAAGCACAGCUUUGUAUCUUUCA